AUGAGCAACAAUAUGAUGUAUUCUGCGCACCCGUUCGUGGACCAGCACCCGCUGAUGUCCACAAGGGUUAUGAGCCCAACCGCUUCGACGUCUACUUGGACCCCUUCGAGCGGCCCGUGGAUCAUUCGCACGUGCCACGCGUGCGCCGACGUGAUGACAGGGCCUACUGUCACGUGCUCGGCGUGCCACGCGCCCGUGCACAGCCACUGCGUGGUGAGGCGCAUGAGCUGCAUGGUGCGCACGAGCUGCGCCAACGAGAUGGACUUCGCCUUCGCGAACCAUCAGGCGCAGCAGAGGAUGGCGAUGAGUUCCGCGGGCUUUGGGCGUUUCAUGAGCGCCAGCGGCCAGUGCGCAGGGCAGGCCAUCGGCGCGGUGGCCACCAGGGCCGUGGGAGGGGCGGCCAGGUUGAUGACAGGCUGCGCCUCGGGUGCCGUCUCGGCGAUCUGGGGCGUGCGCGCUGUGGAGCUGCCGAGCGCGCCUGCGCCGCAGCGCCCGCGCUUCCUCGAGCAGUUCGACAUCUCGGACGCGGGCUCGGGCAGCGGCGUGCCGACCGAGGUGGCGGACGUGAUGGCCGAGUUUAGCCGGAUGCGCGCGGAGAUGGAGGCUCUGAGGGAGGAGAACGCCAGGCUCCGAGGAGGGAGCGCAGCGUCAGCCCAAGGCGGGUACGCGACGCCUUCAUCGCCUGGGCGGCCGGCGGAGGAGAUAACCGAGGCCCAGGACGAGGGCAUCGAUGCCGUCUACGGCGCGGAUUGGUCUCAGGCGGGAGGGCCUGCCGUGAGCGGUGCUGGGGGCAGUGCCGCCGAGACUCACGAGGUGAAUGCCGCGCGCGAGGCGGCUGACACGAUUGGCAGGCACGUCGAGGAGUUCUCCGACUCGGCGCAGCUGCUCAUGCCGGCAUCGCGCCUGCAGGACAUCCAGGAGGUGGUCAUCCUCAUGGCGGUGGUGUUCCUGGAGGCGCUGGUCUACCUGGAGGAGGUUUCGGGGGUCCUCCGGGAGGUGCCCCACCUUGUUCUGGCGGGCUCGGAGGGCAUGGACUUGGCCAUGGAGGUGGUCAUCCUCAUGGGCUUCGUGGCGGUGGCUUCGGACUACCAGGUGGACCUGGUGGCGGAGGUGGGCCCGGCGGUUUUGGAGGAGGACUUCCAGGAGGUGGUGGGCCCGAUCGUCUUGGUGGAUUUGGCGGGCAGCCUGGAGGCGGAGCGCGACUUGUCGCUCGAGAGCACGCUCGCGAAGUUGAGGGCGGCCGACUUGCCGCGCUUGGCUUGGAAGGGCGGCCCGGCCGCUAAACCAGGAGUCCUCGAGCAUUGGAUCCAGAGGGCGUCGCUCGACCUGGGGGGGAUGCACCACCUCAUCGAGCGCUACUGGUCGCAGGUGCUGGGCGUGGUGGUGGAGACGUGCGAGACGUAUCUCCGCCAUGGGCCCUUGGACCGCCCCGCGAUCAGGCCCAUGCAGCCUGCGCAGUUCCCCCCCAGCGGGACCGACGCCGUGAACUUCCACAGCGCGGAGCUCCGACUUCGGGGCCUGCUGCUCGCCCUCGUGCCGGAGGACUUCAAGCAGGCAUGCUUGAGUACGAGGCAGACGAGCACCACCGAUGUCCUAUUCAGCGCGCGCGUGUCGGCUGGCCCGGGCACGGGCGCUGACAGGGACCACACGUUGGAGCAGGUGUCCAAGGGGAGGCACGUAGACGUGAAGUCCACCUACGACGAGCUGCAGCGCUGGAAAUUCAGCGCGAACCGCCUCGCCACGCUAGGCGUCGCGGCCCCCGACCCCAGCAAGCAGCUGUCGUCUCUGAAGGCGAUCGCGCACAGGAUGCUGGAGUCCAACGAGGAAGUGAAGCACCGCUGCUUCGGCUUCCUCGUGACUCGUGGUCUCAGCGGUGGAGUGGCUAACCAGGCGCAGGUUGACGAGCUGUGGCGCUAUCUCAGCGCGGAGGCGAGGGAGUUCGCCGAUGCGGCGCCGCAGAAGGACGACCCUGCGGCGAAGCUCGCGAUAGAGCGACGUCUGAAGGGGGAGCCCAAGGGGCACCCAAAGGGAGGUAAAGGCGACCCCAAGGGUGGAAAGGGCGACACCAAGGGGAAGGACGACAAGGGCGGCAAGAGUAAGACCGACCAGAACUCGUCCAAGACUGGUGCGAAGAAGCUCUGCACCUUCUUCGAGAGCGCGGGCGGGUGCACUAAGGGGGCAUCGUGCUCCUUUGCGCACCGGAAGCUUUCUCCGUCGGAUGGGAAGUGCUUCAAUUGCGGUUCGACCGAGCAUCGCAGCGCAGACUGCACUAGGCCUCGUGCUGCCACGAAGGUUGCUGCGCCGACGCCGUCUCCGGCGAGUACUGGGGCGACUUCGGCAUCGACUGCGGCUGGCGGACCGUCGGUUGCGCAGGUAGCGGCUCAGACGGCGCGCGCCGAGGUCCGGGCUGAGCUGAUGAGCCUGAUGCAGAUGGGCUCUGGGACGCCGUCUGGUCAAGCUGGGCACGCGGACGCCGACUUCUGGAACGCCGGCGACCCGAAGGCCAAGAUGGUGAACAUCAAGGCCAAGGCGAUGAUCGUGAACGGGAAGCGGUACCUCCUGGCGGACACGGGCGCCACGCACGAGCUGAAGGGCGUCGAGGACUUCGACGACCUCGGCGACGACGUGCGGACGGUGCAGCUGGAGACGGCCACAGGCUCGCAUGAUGCGCGCAUGGUCCGCGACACAGUGUUUGUACUAGGUGAACAUCUACAAGGUUUAUUCCCACUUGCGUCGUACGUGGAGUCCAUGGGGUUGGAGAUGGAGUGGAACCCUCGGCGGUGCGGAGUGCACGUGGGGAACGAGUUCGUCGACCUCCACCGGGAGAACGGCAGCAUCUACAUCAGCGAGAAGAACGCGGAGAUUCUUCGAGCGGCUCGCCGGGCCCAGCUUCGGGAGAAGUUCAGGGCCUCUAUGGCGGCUUUGGCGACGAGCCUCAGGACUUUGACGAAGCUUCGCGAGCGCCAGGAGGGCGGUCACAUUCACUUCGACGUGAACUGCCCGCAGUGCCGCGGCGCCCACGGCAGGAUGCGUCAGCAUUUCCGCCACGAUGCCAGUACGCGCCCGGGCGGGCAAUUGAGCAUCGACCUGAGCGGGCCGCACCUCCCGGGACGCUGGCCAUCGGGACGGUCCGAGGACACGGGCAGGAUGGCGCAGCACUUCCUCUUGGGGGCGUUCUCGGUGGUGACCGCAGCCGACAUGCAGAAUCGAGCUGAUCGUGAAGGAGAGGCUCGCGAGGCAGCUGGAGUACCCGAUGAUGUGCCCAAGGUCAGCUCCACGGGUGUUGCUGUUGAUGGCGAUGUCAGGCAGCUGGCUGCUCGAGUCGCUGCCGCAUUUGAGGUGUCGGAGCUCGGUGAGCUGCGCCUCAGAAGCGACCGCCCCGGCCUGAUGGCAGCGAGGCCCGCGCAGGCGCCCGACCGCCCCCAGGACGAGGAGGGGGAUGCGGAGGCCGAGGUCGCACCAGGGGGCGCCGGAGCCAGCUCGGAGCCCGCCAAGACGUGGUAUUUUGUAGUGCCCUUGGAGAACAAGCGCUUCGAGACGUGCAAGAAGGGGCUGGAGCAGAUCUUGGCCAUGAUUCGGUCCGAGUUCGAGGGCGCGAACGUGGUGUACCGCAUCCACGGCGACAGGGCGAGCGAGCUGACAGGCACCAAGUCGAAAGAGCACUUCGCGAAGCAGGGCAUCCUGGUCACCAGCGCGCCGGGGUACGAGCCGAACAACAACCCCCGCGCGGAGAAGGGGAUCGGCCUCGUGAAGUUGAGGGCGAGGGCGAUGCUGCUGAGCUUCACGGACCCCCGCGACAGGCAGGACCUGUGGCCCAUGGCGGUGCAGCACGCGGCCUGGUGCAGCAGGAUGGCGGCUCAGGGGCGGCAGACGAACUGCCCUGCGUUCGGGGCCAAGGUCAGCUCGAGUGUGAAGGAUUUGCCCCACGACAUGCUGAGCGAGAGAGCGGUGGACAGCAUCUUCCUCGGCGUUGACCCCGAAAGCGCGUGGCUGGUUGGGCGAAUCGACCCGAAGGCUUCUCGCCCCGAGGCGCGCUGGGUGAUCGAGUCCUCGAGCUCGUUCGUGAUCCACCCGGAGGCGGCGGCGUUGCCGAAGGAGCCGGAGAGCGCGGCAGAUGAGCGAGGAGCCAUACGAGGGACGAGCAUUGCCGGCUCGGCCCACUUCUUCGGGACGAUGGCCGUCCAGGUGCUUUUGGGCGCGGAGGUGGUGACAUCUACUCGUGCCCAGCGUGCCGAGGACGGCAUGUCGCACAUUCUCGUGACCAUCGGUGCCGACUCGGAUCAGGAGAUCCAGCGCGAGAGCGGUAUGACCCUGACGCUGAUGAAGACCCUAAAUGUUGCCUUCGGCUCGGAGCGCGAGGAAUGGCGCCAAGCUUUGGAGGCGGAGCUCAUCUCCAUGACGGAGAAUGAGGUCUCCAGGAAGCUCUCGGGCCCUGAGCUGAGAGAAGUACGGCCUCGAGACGUGCUUCCUAUGAAGGUGGUGGCUGGGGAGAAGGCUGCAGAUUCUACCGGAUACCGGAAGAAGAAGGCCAGGGGCGUCGUGCGCGGCAACUUCGAGGACGAGUCGGACGAGCCGGUGUACUGCAGCAGUUUGGACAUCGCAUCGCUGAGGGCUUCAUUGGCGGUGGCCUGCAAGAAUGGCUGGAGCCUCGGGGUCAUGGACGUGUCGACCGCGUUCCUGAACGCUCAUUUGCCUAUGGGGCACAAGCGUGUCGUCGUCAGGCCGCCUGCUGUUUUUGUCCGGUACGGCUUGGUUCCGGAGGGCGAGCUGUGGGUGGCGGAGAAGGCCAUCUACGGACUGAGGGUCAGCCCGAAGGCCUGGAGCGACAGGCGGGACGCUGAUAUGAAGUCGCUCGUCGUGGAUAUCGGGGGCGAGCCGCACGUGCUGCGGCAAUCGACUGCUGAUCCGGCGGUCUGGGCCGUGGUGCCGCAGCAGGGCGGCGACGUCGUUGGCUACGUGCUGGCGUACGUGGACGACUUCUUGAUGAUGGGGUCGGACUCCGCAGUGAUAGCCUUGAGGGGCCAGCUGGGGAAGCUCUGGCGCACGAGCUCGCAGCCGAUCGUGAGCAGGUCGGCACCCGGCACGCUCCGGUACCUGAGCAUCGACAUCGAGCUCAGGGCCGACGGCGCUCUGACGCUCGGGCAGCGCCAGUACACCGAGGAGCUGCUCGAAAAGUGGGGGAUGCUCCAUUGCAAUGGGACGGGGAGCAUCAACUUCGAGAAGGAGUCUUUCGAGCACUUCAUGGCCACCUCCUCCAGGGACGAUGGCGACGACGACGAGGCACCUGAGGUGAAGCUGUCCGAUGUCUGGCUGGCCCAGAAGAUGGCCGGAGGCCUUUUGUGGCUGGCCUCCCGGACGCGCCCAGACAUAGCGCACACCGUGUCGCGGGUGGCUUCGAUAGCGACCACCCGCCCGCUGACGAGCCUCUGCUUCGGCAAGAAGAGCAUUCAGUCGUCAUUUGUGGCAACUCUGGAGAGCAUGCAGAUCAAGUGCUGUGCCGUUCUGUAUGGAGAUAACAGCACCGCCAACCAGAUUGCGACUGGCAGGGGGACGUGGCGCACGCGGGCCCUCUCGACCAAAGUUAACGCGAUUCGUUCGCGUGUCGAGCGAGGUCUUUUGACUCUCCAGUUCGUCGCCACAUUUUUUAUGAAGGCCGACGGGCUGACGAAGUGCGGCGGAGAGGAGCGCGUGUGGGGGGUGUCUGUGAAGUAUGCUGCGCAGUAG
Messenger RNA from Prorocentrum cordatum, 5724 nucleotides. NCBI's taxonomy places the organism in Eukaryota, Dinophyceae, Prorocentrales, Prorocentraceae. The record is from the annotation of a GenBank genome assembly.